Closterium sp. NIES-65 is the source of this 345-nucleotide messenger RNA. The record is from the annotation of a GenBank genome assembly. Lineage: Eukaryota; Viridiplantae; Streptophyta; Zygnematophyceae; Desmidiales; Closteriaceae.
AUGCUGGACGCCACUUCGGUCGGUGCGGCGUCUGCCCCUAGCGGGAGACGCCGCUCUGGCAAGGGCAAGGGGGGCAAGGGAGCGGGUGGGGCCAGCGGGGGCAGUGGAGGUGGAGGUGGAGGCGGCGGAGGGAGUGGGGGUGGCGGUGGAGGGGGUGGCGGGGGUGGGGGUGCUAGUGGCGGCAGUGGAGGCGGGGGUAGCGGCGGCGGUGGUGGUGCGAGCGGAGGUGGCGGAGGCGGCGGCGGUGGAGGCGGAGGCGGGGGGGCGGAGGAGGCGGAGGCGGGGGGGGUGGCGGUGGUGGAGGUGGUCGGAGUGGCACUUCGCAGCGGAGCAGCACUAGGGGUG